AGAUAUUGGAGGAUAUAAGAGCAAAGGAGAUCAUGUAGCACAGGGAACGAAUAUGCAAGUACGAAAUGAAUCAUUUGACUGUGUUAUUGGUUUAAACAGAAACAUUAUAAUUGACACGUAUGAACAUGUACGACUACACAUAUUUGAGGCUCGUGAACUUCAUGGAAAUAAUUUGAAUCCUUUGCUCUGUGUAAUAUUAGAUGGACGUUGUCGUUCCAGUCUUUCGCAGCACAGUACGAAUUCACCACGUUGGGAUGAAUCUCUCUCUUUCACGAUCCGAAAGUCGAUUCAGGACAUGAUGCGGACCUGUUUGGAGUUUCGAGUAUAUAAUACUCGACAACUUGCAAGUGAUACAUUGAUCGGAGGAUUUCAAUGCGAAUUGGGAUACAUCUACAAAUCAAAGCGACAUUUGUUGCGAGAAAAAUGGCUUGUUCUCAGAUCCGACUAUCAAGAAGUUGCAGCAAUGGGAGAAAUCGAUCGAAUUGCUUCUUCCGAUAUACGUGGCUUCUUGAAGGUAUCAAUGAAUGUACGGCGAAGUCUUGAUCCGACACCGGCACUAUCGUUACGUAAUACGAUGUUACAUGAUGACGAGGACAUUUUGUUCUCUGGUUCACUUAUGCAAUACACUAUGCUGGUAAGAAUCUUCCAAUUAUGUCAAAUAGCUGAUCAUUUGCGAAUGUACAACGAUGAUGUUGCGAGACUCGCUGUUCAAGUACAGGUUGGAAAAGAACGUGAAAAGACGCAUGUUCUACCAGCUUUGUAUGAAGUGAUUGAUUUUAAUGAAGAAAUUAUGCUUCCUGUGGUUUGGCCAACCGUUGUUAAAUAUGUAUCAUUUCGUAUUAUUCUCGUUUAUCAGACAAAGAUUCGCAAAAAGAACAGGGAAAAAAUACUUGCUACGGCACACCUGAGUUUAUCUGAUAUUUGUCAGUCAGGAUAUAUGAAUGUGAUAGCAAGUGAUCCAUCCAGCUCUGAUAAUCAAGGUUUCUUGCCAGUAUUUGGUCCAUCAUAUAUAAGCUUUUAUGCGUCAAAUGAACAUCAAAUAACAAAAAAAAUUGAAAAAGCUGUACGAGAAGGAAGACGAUCAGGCGAUUGUUUUGUUGCUCGUGCGCUUGUUGAAGUGAUAUGUUUGGAGGAAGAUUGCGGGCAAAGUUGUCGUGAUUCGAUAACGCCUGAUACUGUACUAUCGUUAAAGCCACAGUUACGUACAUCAGAAUAUAUAUUACUGUCCACAUUUUUUGCUGCAAAUAUGAUUCAUCCUAAAUUGAAAUCCAAAAAUGUGCGUUUUUCGUUGAGCAUAGGAGAGUACGGUAAUCGAGCCUACGGAAAAGUACCAAAAUGUACGGCACGAACACUUUCGGUAAUGCCAGCCUUUGCUGAGAAGUACUACGCGAUGCCAUGGGGGAAUCAUAAGCCUGUCUGUGAAAUACCUUGUGCGUGGGAGGAUGUUUCAUUCCGAAUGAGGCAUUCCAAUGUUUUGCAGAAGAUAGCUAAGAUGCUGUUGCACUCUUUCGGUUUGGCAAAAUUGAAAUCCAACGAUAAAACAGAAGUAUCUUCAAUCAUUGUCGACGCUAUUGAUCAGGCUUGCGAUUAUUUUGCGAAAUUGAGCAGAUGCAUUGAACGAGAUUGGCAAGCACCGCUCUCGUCAUCGCUUGACCAACAGCGCCGACAUGUCAUUAUUUCAUCAAUUGUUGAAAUGAUCGAGGAUUUUGCCAUGCUGAAAUACGAUAAAAAAAAUGUGUUUCAAGUGAAUGAAAUUGCUUUAAAUCAACUACAGCGGACUGCUGAACUUCUAAUGAAAAUUUCAAAUGAACCAGAAAUGUCAAUACCGGAUGCAGUACUUUCGAUGUGCGAUGGUGACGAAUUACUUGCGUUCGCACGAAUUCCUGUGAACGAAAUCUAUUACCACAAUAAAGAUUGCUAUCGGGGAACAUUUUGUGGACGUUUACGAGCAAUAACAUUAAAAUGGCCAAGCCAUGAUGAGAAGAGAGAAAAGAAAGAACAAAUACCAGCCGUUGUUCAUUUGCGCCUUUGGUUUGGAAAAGUAACAGAUCGUAAAUAUUGGGAUGAAACAAUUAAGCCUGGAGUUGUCCAAUAUUUUGCUGAAGUUUUCGAAAAUCAGCGAAGGCAUAUAGGUGGUCAAUGGAUGGAGACUAAUGGAAAGAAUGGUGAACCCUACGCUCGAUCGGAUGAAACAGGGAUCAUUCGAAUGUCCGAAGACGAUAUAAAAAUAUCGCAUGGAUGGUCCUAUAAGGGAGCUUGGAAAAUAAUGUUCUGCCACGAUAUGUGGGUUGGACCUGAUGCCGGUCAUUCACAAUACGAGGAUGAAAUUUUUGAAGUGCAGGAAAAGCAAGAUGAUAUUUGGACUGAUUUAUAUUAUGCAGGUACAUCCGGUAACCCUAUUGAUAAUGCUCGUGACCGAAAUGCUCCGCCAGGAUGGCGGUGGGUUGGUGAUUGGACGAUUGAUCUGUUCUGUGCAGGCGAUGCCGAAGGAUGGUCUUAUUCCUCCAGUAUCGCUAAUUUUGCUAACGAUGAUGCCGUUAUCGAUUACAGAGAGCGAGAAGGUCAUAAAUUUCGACGUCGACGUUGGCGGCGUAUGAGAACGUUUGGAACUGGCAGUAAAGAUGUUUUUGAAAAUAUCGAUGCUUUGCGGCGAAGCAUUGAUCCUGAGCUAUGGGAGUAUGCUAUUGACUUUCAUGAACCGGUGCAUGUGCAAAAGAUGCCUGGAGAUAAAUACCGACGCCGCCGAUACGUUCGCGAAAUGGUAUUCUCGGCUAAUCUUAGCCAGAGGCGCAGAUUAGCUCUUUAUUUAGCUGAAGAUGUUUCAGUUUCACCUCGAAUUUAUGAAGUUUAUGAUCACGUAACACGUUGGCAAAUGCGUGCAUCAAUUUUGUGGGCCAGAGAUUUACUCCCAACAAAUCGUCGUAGAUCGAGAGCAUUUGUUCGAGUUGUAUUUCUGAAUCGAUGUCAAGAAACGGCAAUCGUUGAAAAUACUGUCGAUCCGAUUUGGAAUGAAACGCUUAUUUUCAAGCGAGUAAUAAUAUGUAGUGGAAUUACGUCUAUCCGUAAAGAUCCACCAACAAUAGUGGUAGAAGUAUGCUCAGAAGAUUUCAAUUGUUCCGAAAUAUUUCUUGGACGUUUUAUGACAACACCGUCAGUUAUAUCACUUGCAACUGAUCAUCGUGGAAUGCCAACUUGGUUUCCAUUAUCAUUCCGCAAGGAUAAGCAGAAAGGCGCUUUAUUAGCCUUAUUUGAAUUAUUCUUAUAUGAGGGCCAAGCCAUACACAUUGCACCGUUGAAGCCACCACAUAAAACACGAAGUAGUCGUUAUGCAGUGGCACGAAGUGUUUGUCCAACUGUCAAGCAGUACACUGUGCAAAUUUUGUGCUGGGGUGUUCGGGAUUUACCUCGAUAUCAGUUGUCAUCUGUGCGUAAUCCAUUCGUGGAAAUUCAAAUUGGUGACAAGAUAGCUCGAAGUGAUGUGAUCGAAGAUGCGAAACGUAAUCCAAAUUUCAAGCGGCCACUUAUAAUUUUAAAUGAAGUUCAACUUCCCGUUAACUUUUAUUAUGCACCACCGCUAACUUUCAACCUAUACGAUAGACGUUCGUUUGGACGUGAACCGCACAUCGGUAUUUGUGUUGUUCAGGACUUAGCCAAAUACAUAAACAAGUUACCAAAGUGUACGAAACGGGAUAUUUACAGUUGGCAGAAGUAUGAUGAGAUGUUAUCUUUCGAGGAAGUUUAUGAGAAAAAAGUGACGGUGGUAGAUUCUGAAGAAUAUUUCUUUGAUGACUGCUUCAUUGAUUGGUGGAGCAAAUACUACAGUUCAAUUGGCGAAAGCGAAAAAGCACCAGGAUUUGCUGAGUCUGGAAUUGAAAGAUUACGGGUGUUUACGUGUGCACUUGAAGAUGUGAGUGAGUAUUGUGGGUUUUCUGAUUUUCUCGAUACAUUUACCUUUCGGAAGAUGACCAAAGAAAAUCUCGAAACGCCGGAAUUGAGAAUACCGCGCGGUGAACUAAAAGCUCGAAUUUUCAUUCGAAGAGAGAAAAUGUCAAGUGAGUGUUUUGCUUUGCCAAUUGUCGAAUUUCCUGGAGUGACCAAAUGUACCAUUCGCGUAUACAUUGUGAGAGCCUUCGAUUUGAUCAGCAGACGAAAUGAUGGUACCUGUGAUGCUUACAUUAGUGUCAAAUGUGGCACAAAAAAGAAAAAAACUUUACGAAAAGAUUAUCGGCCAAGUUCAUUGAACCCAUUGUUUGGCCAAAUGAUCGAAAUGGAAGUGGAAAUACCAAUGGAUAAAAAUCUUGUUGUAUCAGUAAUGGAUCGUCAUCGUAUCUUUUCUGAUAAUGAAAUUGGUCAUACAAUAAUUGACUUGGAAAAUCGUCUUUUGACACAAUAUCGCGCUACCGUUGGUUUAUCGCAACAAUAUACAAUACAUGGACCACUCGUUUGGCGUGAUCAACUUACACCUCUUAGUAUAUUAAAGCGGCAUUGUAUAAAGAUGAAUUAUCCCGCACCAGAAGUGUUAGUGAAGGGAAAUGAUGUUGGAAUAAUGAUGGCUGGAGUGGCGGUAUGGCUUAGUGAUAUUGAAAAUGUUCCUCCAAGUCAUGUGGAAAUUUUAGGCCGACCAUUGCAACGAAUGAAUUUGGUACCAGAACAUGUGGAAACUCGACCGCUCUAUAGUGCUAUUAAUGCGGAUAGCGAAUGUGGUAGAUUGGAAAUGUUUGUCGAUUUAUUCCCACACGUAGUAGGGCCAAUACCGCCACCUCUUAAUAUAUCGCCUCGUCGACCUCACGCAUUUCAGCUACGUGUAGCAGCUUGGAGUGUUCGUAAUGUAAUUCUUACCAAGAGAACAAUGGGAAAACCGGCAGCAGAUAUCUAUUUGAAGGUUUUUUUGAAUGGAAGUAGUAAAAAGGAGAAAACUGAUGUUCAUUAUCGAAGUCUUGAUGGAUAUGGUUCAUUCAAUUGGCGCUUCGUACUUGAUUUCGAUUUCGAUAUUUGGGAGAAGAAAAUCGCGAUAUACAUCAAAAAACAUCUCCUUAGCAAGAAAUCGUUAUUAUUGGUGGAUCCAAUAUUGUUCGUGCAAAUCUGGGACAACAACAAAUUCCGAAAAGAUGGCUAUAUCGGACAACUUGCUUUGGACUUGCUUUCUUUCGACGAGGCACAAAUGGAUGCUGAUGAAAUGUAUAAUGUUGAUUAUGCUCGAGAAAAGCGCAAUCGAUGUGGUUCCUGCGUCAAAUGCUGUUCUUGUCUUUGUAAUAUCAGAAAACAAGAGCGAAAAAAGAAAAUUAUUCCAUUACCACGAGCACCGCCGUAUAUAUCGGGAAGAGUUGGUCAGUUCUCGUUAUUUCGACAGCGUACAGCUUAUGGAUGGUGGCCAUGCAUUAGUACUUCUCUAUCCGACGAACAGAAAUUAGAUUUUGAUGCGAAGAAAAAAAAAGACGAUGAUUUCACUGCCCAAAAGCCAUAUGUGACCGGUGCAGUAGAACUAGAAUUGACAUUGUUAACAGCUAAAGAAGCAAAACUUGAUCCUGUCGGAAGGAAACGAGGAAAACCAAAUCAUUCACCAUAUCUUCCGGAGCCGAAUCGCCCUCGUCUGGAUCAGUUCUGGUGCCUUUCACGAGCUAAAGCAUGCUGUUCAUUGUGUUGGACCAGUUGGGGUAAACAAUGCAUUAUCAUAACUUUAGUUAUCCUGAUUGGCGUGGUUCUCAUAGUUUCAACUGUUUACAAGUUACCUGGUAUUAUUGCCACAAAAGUAUUUAAUGUUCACAGUUAA
Molecule: messenger RNA, 5770 nt
Organism: Acanthocheilonema viteae
Lineage: Eukaryota; Metazoa; Nematoda; Chromadorea; Rhabditida; Onchocercidae
Source: the annotation of a GenBank genome assembly